Lymnaea stagnalis (great pond snail) is the source of this 4244-nucleotide messenger RNA. The record is from the annotation of a GenBank genome assembly. Lineage: Eukaryota; Metazoa; Mollusca; Gastropoda; Lymnaeidae.
GCAAUAGUUGCUGGACGAUGUUGGUAAAUUUAAAUGACAACACAACCUAGAUGACAAGCGCAAUCAACUCAGUGUUAGCACACAUGAUUAAAUCUUGGAUCGUAGGAUUUUUCCCGUUUCAAAUUUCAUUUUCCCCUAACAAGCGUAAGUUAAUGGUGUUUAAACACAUUUAUUUUAAACUGUUUCAAUAUACGAUAUAAUAUGUUUAUUUUGAUGGAUUUAUUAUUAUUAAAGUUGGAUACGUUUAUUGGUUUUUAAGUAGGGAUUUAUUCUGAUUAGCUGAAGGACAAUUUAACAUCGUUAACAAUCAAACAAAUCAUUGACAAUUACCGACUUUAUUGAAGAAAAAAAAAAACAAGGUGUGGUUCUAGAAUGUUCAAUUAAUUAACUUGAUUAUUGUGAUUUAAUAUUAUUGAUCCAAUGACAUUCUGCCAUCUAAUACUUCAUUAGGACUGCGGAUUAGGGGAAACAGCAUGUCAUUUAAACAGCGCUGAUGCGUCAUGAAACAUGGUGGGGAGUCGUAAAAUAAGUCUACAAUUUUUCUACUCCGUACUGCUCAACUGCAGCGCUAUGAAGCGGGGUCAUAAAAUAUGUCACGCUAUUUUGGCAACUUUUGUUACCUCCCCACCCACUCCCCACCUUUUAUUUUUCCCACCUAAUUUUCACAAAUUUUAAUCAAAACUAGGAAUCAAUGGCCCGUGCCAUUGCACAACGUGAAAGAUUCAUGAUCACAACCCCCCCCCCCUCCCCCAAUCCCUUUUUUGUUUUAUAAAUAAAAGUGUGACGUCAUUUAUAAGACGCUCCAAACUCAAAACUAUUGGGCAUCCAUUAGACACAGAGGAACUAAAAAAAAAACUCACCUAAAUAUUGAUAUCAUUAGCCAUAAAUGGAGACACUGCCGCUGGCGUCAGGGGGGUGGUGAACGGGGCGAUCCACCACAGCGCUGAGCGUCACCCUUAUACUAUUAUAUAUUAUUAAAAUAGCCAGCCCAUGCCUUCUAAUCGAUUGACAUUUCCAGCCAUCACACUGUUCGAAGGUACCUGAUAUUAGAAUGACCAGUCUAUCCCCCUAGUUUAAACGCGUGACGACGCUAAAGUGAAUAGCGAAGCUGCUGCAAGACCUGCGAGCUGAGAGAUUUUUGAAUUUUCGCUUGCCAUGGUUUGUCAUAUUUCAGAUGACCGUCUUCCCAAAAGAAUUUUCUAUGGUGAGCUUGAACAAGGAAAGCGGUCUGUCUGCUGGCGGACAGAAAAAACGCUUUAAAGACAACAUAAAAGCCUCACUGAAAGCGUUCAACAUAAACCCAGACAUGUGGGAGGAACAAGCAAAGUAUCGAACUUCAUGGCGUUCCACUUUGCACAGGAGCUCCAUGCAACAUGAAGUUGGCAGAACAGCGGCUGCAGAGCGCAAGUGACAUGCCAGGAAGGCCCGGUCUGACUCUGCUCCCGGAGAUGCGCCAUCAUUCCUCUGCACCUACUGCACAAGAGAAUUUCGUGCCAGAAUCGGCCUCAUUAGCCAUCUGCGCACCCACAGACAGAACCAGCACAAACUCUGAUUGUUAAAGUGGUCAUGUUCGACUCCCGACUGACGAACAAAAACAUAUGGUUAGACACUCUGUUUGCUUAGUAUACCAUUAGUAAGAUCGUUUAUAUCUCGCCUAUGCAACUUGAUGUAGCCGAUGAUAAUGAAGGAAGGACUGCGUUCAAGCUUGUGAAGGAAAUAGUGGAACAAGUUAUGUUGAAGCUUAAAAUUUAUAGACAGGAAAAUAAAAGAAGAACGUAUCGGCCAAAAGCCUUCCUCUGCAGACUCUUCGGUGAUAUCCCUUUUUAAACCACCUUGGCUCCAGUCCCCACAUCUUCUCAGUAGUGAAAAGGAAGAUACGCUGGGAAGCUGCAGUGGGAAUUUAUUCUCUGAAUGAAGUAAAACGUAGUCAUAAUAAUUGAUCGUUAUUUUCGCUCAUGCGCAAAUGAUCGCUUACAAAAUAAUGUUGACAGUGCCGGUAACCAUAACAAGUGCAACAAGAAGUUCUUCAAAAAUUUAAAAUAGAUUAUCAUUGUCUCACUUUCGAUUGAAUGGAAUGUUAACAUUGUCGAUUGAACGAUACUCUAUACAACCAUGUGCGAUGUCGAAACGUCUUAUUUUACUGUUUAAUUAACUGUCGGAUUAUCGUCUGAAUUUUGUUGCUUACAUGAUGCAGUAUAUUAGGUAGCGGAUAGCUCAUUCAGCUUUUUGUAGUAUUUUUGUUUUUGUUUUUUUUACCCUUGUUUGGGACAACCUUUGAGAUUAGCAACAAAGAAACCACGAUGACAAUUAUUCGGCUAAGAUCUAUUCAACUGUUACAGUAAAACAAAUAAAUAAAAACUUAUUAAGAAAAGCGGCCGAACAAAUCCCGGUAUGACAUGCUCACAUAUGACAAGUCAGGACCAGUAUGAUUAUUAAAUAUCUUAAUAUCAUAUCCCGCUCCCCAGUAGCGCCGGCCUUGAUUGAUAUCAGUGAUACAUAGAUAUCGGCAAAUGUAAUUCAUACAUAGAACUCUCUUCGAAUAUGUUUCUAGUAAUAGCAAAUAAAACUAAAUCGCUAAAAUGAAAUGAGAAAAUACAUGGUCAUUGUAUGCAUCGGUGAAAAAAAAUAUAUAUGAAAUAAUCAUUGGAAUUAUUCAUAAUUCUCUUCAACAGGUCAUUCACCCCAAAUUGAGAGGCUUUCUGUAGAUUAUAUCGUCAUAAUGUCGCUUAUGCUUUUGAAAACCAAGAACCUCUCCUGGCAGGACCACACGCUAAACAUAGAGGUGAUGAUGUCACCACAAGGCCACACCCUCCUCCUCAACAAACACAAGGCGCUGGACACGAAAGCUGAAAGACAGAGAGCCAUUUUCGAGAGGGAGAGACAAUCUUGCCUCAAACGUUACACCCUAGAGGAGCGGCUGAUUAAACGCCAGAGGCAGAGUCUGCACAUGAGGAAGGAAGAAGUGGAAGAGGCGAGAUCAAAAUCUGCAGCUGAAAAUCACGGGCAGGGAACUGGUGGAGGAGAAGAUGACGCUUCUGCAGGAAGAACUCUUUCAGCUCCGACUCACUGCAAGACGAGAACAGGACCCGAUGAUAAUGACUCGUCCUCAUUUUCAGGGUCAGAUUUGUUUCGCUCUCAAUUUACUAAACCCCCAUUGAAAACUGGGUCACUUUUUGGUGCGACGGUGUUUAAACAACGCGUCAUAAGUGACGUGACCCAAACGGAAGCAGGUUCUUCUGCAAUGCCUGAACCCGUCACCACGGCCCACAAACAGCCCAGGCCUGGAUUCGAUGAUGAUGAGUUGAAUCAUGGCGUGUUCAUCACAGAGACAAGAAAAUCACCCGUGUCGGCGUCGCAGACAACCGGAAAUAUGUCUUCCAUGAAACAAACUGUUUCACAUCAAGUGAUGGACAACACAUCAAUGCCGCCCAUACCUUUACAACGUCGCAAUGCUACAGUCACAUUUAAAAGUCAUGUUUCCCAAAGAGACGAAACAAAACAUGGGACUGGAGUUGUAUCAGUUGAAAUUCACAAGACCUCCGUGGAAGACAAGGUCAGAACAUUUCUUAAAGAACAGGAAGCGUUUAAUCGAAGACCUGCAACAUCCGGGCCAAACGGCAGUUAUAGAAACGAGCAACUUACAUUUAACUUCCGGACCCCGAACCCAACCAGCAGACCGCUGGUGGCCAAUAAAUACACCAGACUGACCGUCGAGACGAAGCUUCUCGAGAGAUCGUUUGACAGGUUUUGCGAGAGCCAAUCGUUUGAGGACCUGUUGAAGACGAUGAAGCUGGCAUCCAAGAUGAAAGCACAAGUCCGCCAGGCCAGGAACACUAGCCUCGUUCCCACGAUGGCCGUCUUCAAAUCUACAAAGACUUUCAUGACGCUGCUUGCACGAAAACAACGAAAAGAGAAGGAGCAAUGUGCGCAUGCCAAAUGAAAGUGUUUGGAAUUUCAAAGUUGCCUUAGCGUGUACCAUUUUGGCCAUUCACUGGUUAUAUCAUGUUAUGUUAUCAGUUAACUUUACUACAAUCUAUUCUUAUGUGUCGUAUUCGAAUAAAAAAUGAGGCUUUAAAAAAAGUUACAACACUUUGUGUAAUGGCUUAGCAAGUAAAUGUAUUAUAUGAAAAGCCACAGAGGCGUCUUCAAGGUGGGGAUAACUGGAUUUGUUAAAAAACAGCGAGUGUUGAAAUCCUCUUCUGGUUCACAUUUCGUCUUAGGAAAUAAAUAGAAAACAAUUGCAU